GAGGUAGGAGACGGAGGCGGCGGCGGCGGCGAGCGGGGAAGCGAGUGAGGGAGCGAGCGCGACAUGUCCCCGGCGGCCGCGGCCCUGGCGGCAGGCGGAGCCGGGCGCUGCUGAGGAGCCGAGCCCCUUGCGGCGGGAGGAGCCGGGCCGGGGCCGCCCGCGAUGCUGCUGGGCGCCGGCGCCGGGGCGGGGGCGGCGCUGCCGCUGCUGCUGCCGCUGCUGACGACGGUGCUGCCCCCGCUGCCCCUGCUGCUCCUGCUGGGCCUCGGCGGCGCCGUCCCCGGGGCGGUCGCAGUCGCGGGGCUCGGGCUGCCCGAGAGCGUCAUCUGGGCCAUCAACGCGGGCGGCGAGGCGCAUGUGGACGUGCACGGGAUCCACUUCCGCAAGGACCCUCUGGAGGGCCGGGUGGGCCGAGCCUCAGACUAUGGGAUGAAACUGCCCAUCCUUCGUGCCAACCCCGAAGACCAGAUCCUCUAUCAGACGGAGCGCUACAACGAGGAGACCUUUGGCUACGAGGUGCCCAUCAAAGAGGAGGGGGACUACGUGCUGGUCUUGAAGUUUGCCGAGGUCUAUUUUGCACAAUCCCAGCAGAAGGUGUUUGAUGUACGCUUAAAUGGUCAUGUGGUCGUGAAGGACCUGGACAUCUUUGACCGGGUCGGUCACAGCACGGCUCAUGAUGAAAUCAUCCCCAUUAGCAUCAAAAAGGGAAAGCUGAGUGUCCAGGGGGAAGUGUCCACCUUCACGGGGAAGCUCCACAUCGAGUUUGUCAAGGGGUACUACGACAAUCCCAAAGUCUGUGCACUAUAUAUCAUGGCUGGGACCAUAGAUGAGGUGCCGAAGCUGCAGCCUCACCCAGGCCUGGAGAAGAAGGAGGAGGAGGAGGAGGAGGAAGAGUACGAAGAAGGUUCCAACGCCAAGAGGCAGGCCAGCAAGAACCGGGUCCAGUCGGGCCCCCGGACUCCCAACCCGUACGCCUCGGACAACAGCAGCCUCAUGUUUCCCAUUCUCGUGGCCUUCGGCGUCUUCAUUCCGACCCUCUUCUGCCUCUGUCGGCUGUGAGGACGCAAGGCCAUCCUGGGGGGGGGGAGAAGGGAGGACAAAGGAGACCGAACUUGAUUGGGUUUGGUUUCUUGAUGUUUUUCACAAUUUAUUAACAAAAAGUUUUUUAAAGAGGCAGAACGAGGAGAGAGUGGCCUUGCCCGGCCCGGCUCUGGGGCGGCCUCAUUUCACUCCCCUCGCUUUCUCCGUGGCUGGCAUCCAGUGGCUGCCUUCCUCUCCAAGGUACUUGGGGUGAAAUCGGACCCUUCCCAGCUAAGGAGCCUGAGGCUGAUCCCCGGGGCUCCGAUUGGUGUCCCUCGGGACAGGGCUUGGGCCCAGAGCACAAAUACUGUUCCCUUUUAAGACGGAACCUUAGGAGAAGCAGGGAUGGAGAAUGGAUGGGCUGAGAGAGACCAUCACUGGGAAGGAGGCGCGGGCCCGGACCCAAGGAGGUGGGGCAUAGGGUCCGGGGUGGGGGAGCCCGCCUGAGGCCUGAUGGGAGCCCCAUGGGCUGGUCUCCAAAUGAAAGUUCUGUCUUAAAAUGUGCGAACCACAAGGUGGGACUCCCUGACCAGCGAGGGCAGCUGGCCAGGGAACCAGAGCAGCAGCUUUACCUCCUGUCCUGAAACUGCCUUUUUGGCUUUUGUCACACAAAAUACAUUUUGCUUUUAGUGCCUGUCGGGGACUUGAUUUUGCUUUCCCUCCCCCACUCCUUUAUGCUACUCGACAUUUCUUCCCUUCUCCGCCUCUUCAUGGUGGGGGGGGGUCUCCUCGAGGAGUCAGGGUCUCUUGUUCUGAUACUCAUGGGAAUGACCCCUCUAGACUCCUGGGGGCCGGCCAGGACUUCACUUGUCUAAAAGCCCAUCUGGACUUGGAGCUGAAGAUGGUUUAUCAGUUAAAUGAGCAGUGAAGGCGAGACCUCGGCCCCCGCUCGAUGCCUUCCAUUUGGGCCCAGCCAGGCCUCCCUGGUUCUGGAAGCCGCCUCCUCUUCCUAGGAGCGGUGGGCCCUGUGGUCUCUAGCUUACGAGGGCCAUUUGGCACUCACUACCUCCCGCAGGGGUGUGCGUCAUGUGGUUCUGUACCCAAGGGCCAGGAUUGUACGACCAAUUACUUCCUGAUAAUUGACCUAGAGCUGCCCCCGAGAUACUUAACUGCCUGGCUGUACCUUUGAUGUGACCCGGGCCUUGCAGCAGAGCCGCUGGGGCUUCUGACGGGUCGGCCGGCUCUCCCCUUCUGCUCUCAUCAUCUGCCCCCUGCCCUGCUCGACAGCAAUAAUGUGGCCAUCCUCAGGGGCAGUGCCUGGAAGCGUUCCAAUUCACUGGAAUCCUGGCAGCCUUCUAGUCCAUCUUUCUAUUCACGUUUUACUUCCUCUGCAGUGUUCCAAUCUCCGGGAAAUAGAAGACCUUUGUCGGACUUCCCUCGCCCGCCUCAGUCACGGUGGGCCGAGGCGGGGCCCAGCCAGGCUCAGGGAGGGCGCCCUAAAGCCCCAGGCCCUGUCCCCCAGCAUGUGGAAAUCCCAAUUGGUGACCGAGUCGCCCGUCAAUCACCUCGCCAGCCUCAUACUCAGAGAUGGCACUGGGGCAGCAGAGCGCUCAGAAACUCCAGAGGCACGACCCUUGUGGGCUUUUUUCUAACAGGCUCCGGUCGCUUGAACUGCCCUUAAGCUCUCCCAGCUGCCCAGUGCUGUCAGCUACUCCCUCUGGGUCAUGGUCACCAAUAACCUUGGGCUGCUUCUAAUCAGGAGAGGAGGCCUGGAGACUUGCAUUUGGCCUUGUUUUGUUUCUUGAUCAGCAAGAUUUCCUUCCCUCCCCCAAGAGAGGGGUAGCUUGACUCCUUUGGCCCUUUUUGCAGUCCUGGGUCCUGUGACCAUUUUGUAACGGUACUCCCCCCCCCGCCCACUCCCCCCAGAAGGUUUGGCCCUUUCUCCUUGAGCUGGGCAGGAGAAAAUUUUCCUUUAUAGCUGUGUUCAAAGGAAGGAACACCUUUCCAUGAUCUUAACGAGUCUGAAGGUGAAGCAAGGGCACAGAGAAUGAUGUGGGUGGGGAUGGGGGGAGGAUCCCCUUAAGCCUAGGGUUCCCUAGGCAGGAGUUCCCCCCUUUGUCCAGGCCUGGCUCUAGCUGGUCCAGAAAACCCUCGGCUUCUCCAAGGCCUGCUAUACCCUAACAGAUAUAGGUACAUGGGGAUGAGGGCUCUUUAUUAUUAUUAUUUUUUUUUUUUUGUAUUAUGUAUAUUAGAAAUUACUCUAGUGUGGGCCUCCUGCUUCCUGUAUUGGUUCCCAUCUUACACUUUGAGCCACUGCUGGAGCUGCCCCUAGCUGUUGUCCAGGAGACACCUGAGGCCAUCUGUCCCCUGGGGCUCAUCUUCCUCCUCAACUUCCCCUUCUGCUCCCCUCACCUCAACUCACCUAAGGCAGGAGAACCCCAGCCAGCAUCGGGCUCCUCCGGCUGGGCACUCCUGGGCCUCUCCCCAGGCACAAAAGCUUGGCAAAGCUGAGGCUGAUCAGCUGGUUCUAAUGGGAGUGUGGGGGCCGACAGAUCGGGUUCUGCUCUGGGCUUCAGGCAGGCUAAACGGCAGCCCUGGGCUAGAGCAAUAGAUGGCUGCUCCAUUCACAACAAAAAUGUCCUUUUCCCAUGCUUCUGGUUGGGGCGGGGGAAACUGUACUGGGGGGGUCCUGGUUUGGCAUUCUGGUGGCUUGGCUAGGUUUUCCUUAAAUUGCUAUUGGCCAGUGUCAUCGGGCUUGGUGUUGAGUGUCCAUGAUUAGUAAAUCCCCCUCAGAGUCUCCAAGCUUGUUCUCUCUCCCACGGAGCGUGGGGGCUUGUUUGAGCCUGGCUUUGGUUUGGGGCCUGUUGUGGGUAACCUUCGGCUCCUCUUCUCCUCUCUGGGCGGUGCCUGGGAACUCAUUAGAUCUUUGGGUUUUUCUUAAGUUUUCAGUUUGAUUUCCCAUGUUUUUGGAGAAGCUUCUGUUUUAAGGGAUUUCUCCUUUCCUUCUCUCUUCAGCCCAUCGACUGGGAAAGUGCGGGUGUCUCAGAAUCUCAGCCAAACUUCACAAGCACUGGCAGUAUUUUCAAUUGCCCAGCUCUUAAUAUAAAUUUUUCUCAAAACCUACUCACCUUGGGGAGUCCAGGGAAGGAAUCGGCAGGUUUUCGGUCCUUAAGGAGGCGGCAGAGUCGGUCCCUGGGGGACUGGGGAGGGCCCCAGUCAGCACAGUGCCUUUCUUACUCUCUUUUCUCUGUGUCUCUCUGACCUCUUUUUGUUUUUAAGCUGUUUUGAGCCUUGGUAGACUCUCUAGAUUCAGGUCUGGGCCAGGAGCUAUCCCUUCCUGCAUGUCCCUCACACACCCUGUUCCCCCUGCAAUAAAAAAAGAUCUGUUUGAUGUCCUAAAGGUACCCAGUUGAGUCGUGGUGCCUGGAUGGCCAAAGUGGUGGAGCUGCCACCUUCAGAUUUCCCCUCGCCAAGACCCAGAGGGACUCGGGAAGAGAAACUUUAAAAUAUGAAAAAACGUCCCAAUUCUUUGGUGAAGAUCCAGUAGGAGCAGCCUCCCCCGUUCUGGACAGCCGGCCAAGGGCUGGGGCCGCAUCCCCUGCUAGAGCCCGGUGGAAUAUGAGAAGUGGAGAGGUUUCCAUCCUCCUAUGGAAGGGUGGGAAUGAGGCUCAAACAGCUGAGAAACCUCUUCAUCUCUCCCCAGGUGGCGGGCCUUCUCUGGGACUGGGAGGCCAAGGGCUCUCCUUUGUAAUGGGCCUCCAGCAGCUGGAGGGGUUUGCCAGUAGGAUCCGGGAUGUGCUUGGUGACCUUCCCAUGGGCUGCCUUUUUGGCCAGGGUUAGUGGUCCAGGUGGACUGGAGCUGGAGAGACCGAGGGCAGCCGAGUUGGCAGGAACAGAGCAGGCAUGGAGUUUACACUUUGUGUUGGAGUGAGCGGAUCUGGUGGCAGAGGGGGGGGGGGGGGGCUCCUCCCAGUUUCCUGGGCCUACAACUAGGACCAGGGGCAGCUCCUUGGGCUUUAGGCUUCCCCUCCAGGAAGGACUGGCUGCUCAAC
Sarcophilus harrisii (Tasmanian devil) is the source of this 5072-nucleotide messenger RNA. RefSeq names its product malectin (gene MLEC). The record is from RefSeq and is a predicted model, not a curated record. The coding region runs from base 163 to 1059 and encodes 298 amino acids. Lineage: Eukaryota; Metazoa; Chordata; Mammalia; Dasyuromorphia; Dasyuridae. Gene Ontology annotation, cellular component: membrane. Gene Ontology annotation, molecular function: carbohydrate binding. The transcript has 5 exons.